AUGUUAGGUUUUCAGCGAAGGAGUUUGGGUACUCUGCGACUACUGAUCUCGCUUCUGCUUCUGGCAGCCUGGGAGUCAGGGAGUGGCCAGCUCCACUAUUCCAUCCCGGAAGAGGCUAAGCAUGACACCUUUGUGGGCCGCAUUGCUCAGGACCUAGGGUUGGAACUGGAAGAGCUGGUGCCCCGUUUGUUCCGGGUGGAGUCCAAGGGCCGCGGGAACUUUCUGGAGGUAAAUCUGCAGAAUGGCAUUUUGUUUGUGAAUUCUCGGAUCGACCGGGAGGAGCUGUGCGGGCGGAGCACAGAGUGUAGCAUCCACCUGGAGGUGAUCGUGGACAGACCGCUGCAGGUUUUUCAUGUGGAGGUGGAGGUGAAAGAUAUUAAUGACAACCCGCCAACGUUCUCUCUUAGAGAACAAAGCCUGCUGAUUUCUGAAUCUAAGCAGCCAGACUCGCGAUUUCCGCUAGAGGGAGCUUCUGAUGCGGAUAUAGGCGAGAAUGCUCUAUUGACCUACAGACUAAGUCAAAAUGAGUAUUUUACUUUAGAAUCACCAACGAAUAAUAAGCCGACUAAAAGACUGUCGCUUAUAUUAAAGAAGUCACUGGACAGAGAGAAAACUCCGAAACUUAAUUUGCUACUGACUGCCACGGAUGGAGGGAAACCAGAACUCACAGGCACCCUUCAGCUCUUGGUCUCUAUCUUGGAUGUUAACGACAAUGAUCCGGAGUUUGAUCAAUUAGAAUACAAGGUGAGAUUGAUGGAAAACACUGCUAAAGAAACUCUUGUGAUAAAGCUAAACGCCACCGAUCGAGAUGAAGGAAUAAACGGGGAAGUAGCAUACUUCUUAAUGUCAAUUAAGCCCAAUGGAAAAUUCUUAUUUACACUAGAUGAAAAUAAUGGAGAAGUGAGGGUCAAUGGAACUUUAGAUUAUGAAGAAAAUAAGUUUUAUGAAAUUGAAGUGCAAGCCACAGAUAAGGGGAUUCCCCCGAUGGCAGGUCACUGUACAGUCUGGGUAGAAAUCGUAGACACUAAUGAUAACGCUCCUGAAGUUACUGUGACUUCUCUGUCCCUCCCAGUACGUGAGGACACUCGGCCUACCACAGUCAUUGCGUUGAUAAGCAUAUCCGACCGCGACUCCGGUGUCAACGGCCAGGUGACCUGCUCUCUGACACCCGAUGUUCCCUUCAAGAUUGUGUCCACCUUCAAAAACUAUUAUUCACUGGUGUUGGACAGUGAUCUGGACAGAGAAAAAGUGUCAGCAUAUAAUUUGGUUGUGACUGCACGAGACGGGGGCUCGCCUUCGCUGUGGACCACAGCCAUUGUGUCGGUGGAAGUGGCAGAUGUGAACGACAAUGCACCUGCGUUCCCACAGUCUGAAUACACCAUAUUCGUGAAGGAGAACAAUCUGCCAGGCUCCCACAUCUUCACGGUAUCCGCUCAAGACGCGGACACGCAAGAAAAUGCGCUGGUAUCCUACUCUCUAGUAGAGCGGCGGGUGGGUGAGCGUGCGCUGUCGAGCUACGUGUCGGUGCACGCUGAGAGUGGCAAGGUGUAUGCACUGCAGCCCUUGGACCACGAAGAGCUUGAAUUGCUGCAGUUCCAAGUGAGCGCGCGCGACGCUGGUGUGCCUCCACUCGGUAGCAAUGUGACUCUGCAAGUGUUCGUGCUGGACGAGAACGACAACACGCCUACGCUGCUGCCUACUCCUGUAGGUGGCACCGUGAACGUGAACGAGCUGGUAUCAAGGUCAGUGGGCGCCGGCCACGUGGUGGGUAAGGUGCGCGCAGUGGAUGCAGACUCCGGGUACAAUGCGUGGCUCUCCUACGAGCUAUUGCCAGCUGCAGGUGGCGCUCGCAGUCCAUUUCGCGUGGGGCUAUACACCGGUGAGAUCAGCACCACGCGCGCCCUGGACGAGACAGAUGCACCACGUCAGCGCCUGUUGGUUCUGGUGAAGGACCACGGUGAAUCGGUUUUGAUGGCCACCGCCACAGUGCUGGUAUCUCUGGUGGAGAGCGGUCAGGCGCCAAAGGCCGCCUCACCGAUGUUUGCCAGCUCUGCGGGCCAGGCAGAGGCGCUGGUGGAUGUCAACGUGUAUCUGAUCAUAGCCAUCUGCUCGGUGUCCAGCCUGUUGGUGCUCACGCUGCUGCUGUACACAGCGCUGCGGUGCUCUGCUGGGCCCACUGAGAGUGCGUGUGGACCUGGGAAGCCCACGCUGGUGUGCUCCAGCACGGUGGGGAGCUGGUCAUACUCGCAACAGAGGAGGCAGAGGGUGUGUUCUGGCGAGGAUCCGCCCAAGACCGACCUAAUGGCCUUCAGCCCCAGUCUUCCACCAGGACUAGACAGAGAAGAUGAAAAAGGAAGGCAGGAGGCAGGAUUAAAUAACCCAGUACACGUGAGUUUUCUAAAAAUUCCACCUAUUCAGAAUGUUUAUGUUAAAUUAUUUGGAUCGUUUGUUCACAGAAAUUUUUAA
Molecule: messenger RNA, 2466 nt
Organism: Urocitellus parryii (Arctic ground squirrel)
Lineage: Eukaryota; Metazoa; Chordata; Mammalia; Rodentia; Sciuridae
Product: protocadherin alpha-11-like
Biological process (GO): homophilic cell-cell adhesion
Cellular component (GO): plasma membrane
Molecular function (GO): calcium ion binding
Source: RefSeq, a predicted model, not a curated record